Parastagonospora nodorum SN15 is the source of this 2340-nucleotide messenger RNA. RefSeq lists its product as hypothetical. Gene Ontology annotation, biological process: cellular response to heat. Lineage: Eukaryota; Fungi; Ascomycota; Dothideomycetes; Pleosporales; Phaeosphaeriaceae. Gene Ontology annotation, cellular component: mitochondrial matrix; cytoplasm. The transcript is spliced from 2 exons. Bases 1 to 2169 code for a protein of 722 amino acids. The record is from RefSeq and is a predicted model, not a curated record. Gene Ontology annotation, molecular function: ATP binding; ATP hydrolysis activity.
AUGAACAUGAGUGGCGAGCCUGAGAAACCUGCAUUGGAACAAUAUGGCGUAGACCUCACAGAACGAGCUCGAGACGGCAAGUUAGAUCCCGUGAUAGGCAGGGACGGAGAGAUUCAGAGGACCAUCCAGAUCCUGUCGCGACGAACGAAAAACAAUCCAGUCUUGAUCGGCAACGCUGGUACCGGCAAGACUGCCAUCCUCGAAGGUCUGGCGCAGCGCAUUGUUCGUGGAGAUGUACCCGAGUCCAUAAAAGAGAAGCGUGUAAUCUCCCUCGACCUUGGAUCACUGAUUGCGGGCGCAAAGUUCCGUGGUGACUUCGAGGAGCGUUUGAAAAAGGUGCUCAAGGAGGUAGAAGACGCAAAAAAGGGUGUGAUACUUUUUGUCGAUGAGUUACACACGCUUCUAGGUCUCGGCAAGGCUGAGGGAAGCAUCGACGCGAGCAAUCUGCUCAAACCUGCUCUUAGUAGAGGCGAGCUGCAACUUGCAGGCGCAACAACGCUGAACGAAUACCGCCAAAUCGAAAAGGAUGCCGCGCUCGCUCGACGAUUCCAGCCGAUCGUGGUCGGCGAGCCAACCGUACCCGAUACCAUCUCCAUCCUACGGGGAAUCAAAGAACGCUAUGAAGUGCAUCACGGUGUCAGGAUAACGGACAACGCCCUUGUAGCCGCAGCUACCUACUCGAACCGCUACAUAACCGACCGCUUCCUCCCUGAUAAGGCUAUCGAUCUGGUGGACGAGGCUGCUAGCGCAUUGCGACUUCAGCAGGAGAGCAAGCCUGAUGCAAUUCAAGAGCUUGAUCGACAGAUCAUGACUAUUCAGAUCGAGCUCGAAUCUCUUCGGAACGAAACCGAUAUUGCCAGCAAGGAGAGGCGGGAGCGUCUCGAACAAACCUUGAAGCAGAAACAAGACGAGGUCAAGGUUCUAACCGAAAAGUGGGAAAAGGAGCGAUCAGAGCUUGACGAGAUCAAGAACGCUCAAGAGAACCUCGAGAAAGCCAAGUUGGAGCUUGAGCAGGCUCGGAGGGAAGGCAAUUUUGCCAAGGCUGGAGAGCUUCAGUACAGCAGGAUCCCGGAGCUAGAGCAAAAGUUACCGAAAGACGAAGAUGUUGCCGCUGGUGGAACUCGUCCUGACUCGCUCCUCCAUGAUUCUGUAACUGCAGACGAUAUUGCUUCGGUGGUCUCGCGAACUACGGGCAUACCACUGUCGAAGCUCAACAGUGGAGAAGUCGAGAAGCUUGUUCACAUGGAAGACUCGUUGCGACAGUUCGUAAAAGGCCAGGACGAAGCCCUCAAGUCGGUGGCGAAUGCAAUCCGUUUGCAACGAGCCGGUCUCUCCGGAGAACAUCGCCCCAUCGCCUCUUUCAUGAUGCUAGGACCUACCGGUGUGGGUAAGACCGAGGUGUGUAAGAGACUAGCGGAAUACCUCUUCAGUACGCCGCAAGCUGUCAUUCGCUUCGACAUGAGCGAAUUCAGCGAGAAGCACACCGUUUCCAGGCUCAUCGGAUCACCUGCGGGCUAUGUAGGCUAUGAGGACGCUGGUCAACUGACUGAGGCUGUGCGACGUAAGCCUUACGCAGUGCUUCUCUUUGACGAGUGGGAGAAGGCUCACAAAGACAUCUCGACUCUACUCCUCCAGGUCCUUGACGAAGGUUUUCUCACGGAUGCGCAGGGUCAUAAGGUCGAUUUCCGCAACACCAUCAUCGUGAUGACUUCAAACCUUGGCGCAGACAUCAUCGUUGGGGAUGAUGUUCUCGACUCGGUAGACAAGGACUCGAGCGAGAUUUCACCCGCCGUCCGGACUGCUGUCAUGGAUGUGGUUUCUGCGACUUACCCACCUGAAUUCCUCAAUCGCCUUGACGAGUUCAUCAUCUUCCGGAGACUGUCGCGCGAGGCAUUGAGGGAUAUUGUUGACAUCAGACUGAAGGAGCUGCAGCAGCGACUGGACGACCGGAGGAUCGUUCUUGAUUGUCCUGAUGAAGCAAAGCAGUGGCUGUGCGACCGUGGCUAUGACCCGAAGUUCGGUGCUCGGCCACUCAACCGCCUUAUCGCACGGGAGAUUGGUAACGGCUUAGCAGAUAAGCUGAUCCGUGGUGAGAUUCGCAGUGGCGACGUCGCCAAGGUGACUAUCAAAGAGGACGGCUCCGGCCUCAGCGUGAGCCCAUCGUCGUAGAGAGAGAGGCGUUAUUGAGAAAAGCGUAAUGAUUUACGACCUAAUGAAUGUUUAAAUAAGCUUGUAAAUUAUACUGAUUACUGUACAACAUGUAGCCUGUAGCUUUGUAAGUUAGCUCUCCUCUAAAACGUCAGCAUAAUGUACAUACUUCACUCAUCGUUUGAACCAGAA